Molecule: messenger RNA, 1431 nt
Organism: Torulaspora delbrueckii
Lineage: Eukaryota; Fungi; Ascomycota; Saccharomycetes; Saccharomycetales; Saccharomycetaceae
Product: cyclin family protein
Exons: 1
Coding region: 1-1431 (476 amino acids)
Biological process (GO): regulation of cyclin-dependent protein serine/threonine kinase activity; G2/M transition of mitotic cell cycle
Cellular component (GO): nucleus; centrosome; cyclin-dependent protein kinase holoenzyme complex
Molecular function (GO): cyclin-dependent protein serine/threonine kinase regulator activity
Source: RefSeq, a predicted model, not a curated record
AUGUCUUCGUCAUCGGAUAACACCGAGAAUACGCAAAAUGAUAGAUCAGCUAGGAUGUUGAGGAAUGCCCAGCGGUCAGUAUUGGGCAAUGUUACAAAUACUAUAGUUUCGCAGCAAAAUGGUUCACAACAAUCCGCCAUUAGAAGCUUGAAAGCCGCUUUGGCUAAUAGAGAUAAUAGUCGAACUCUGCAAUAUAAUAAGGAUUCAUUCGUCUCUGUUCAGAAAUUGAAAUCUGGGAACGCAAAUGAUGUCAAUUGUGCCUCGUCGGGUUCAAAUACGUCUGUGAGUAGGAAUAGUUCAUCGUUGGCUCCCGAAGGUAAGGAAAAUCAGGAUCCGUUCGUUCCUUCAUCUAAAGUUCUACCUUCGAUUGAAGAGGAAGUGCGAGAUAAGAAUAACGAUAAUUUAUUACCACAAUCUCAAUCAAGUCUCAGUAGCAAUGAAACAAAUUCGGAGACAGACCAUCCACCAAGUAGGUUAUCUGCUAGGACGUUUGACGCCGGGAAAAAGAGACCAAUUUCAACUGUAGUAGAACAAGAUGUACCCAAGAAGUUCAAAGUUUGUGGUGGAGAUGGUGAAGAAGAAUACGAAUGGGAAGAUUUAGAUGCUGAGGACUCAAAUGAUCCAUUCAUGGUAAGCGAAUAUGUCAACGAGAUUUUUGAAUAUUUGAGCCAUUUGGAAGUCGUCACAUUACCUAGAGAAGAAGAUCUCUACAAGCAUAGAAAUAUUCGUCAAAACAGAGAUAUCCUUGUGAAUUGGCUUGUCAAGAUCCACAAUAAAUUCGGUUUAUUACCAGAGACAUUAUACUUGGCCAUCAAUACAAUGGAUCGGUUUCUUUGUAAAGAGUUGGUUCAACUAGACAAACUUCAAUUGGUUGGAACUUCGUGCUUGUUCAUAGCAUCCAAGUAUGAAGAAGUUUAUUCCCCCAGUAUAAAACACUUUGCGUCAGAAACAGAUGGGGCAUGUACAGAAGAGGAGAUCAAAGAGGGUGAGAAGUUCAUAUUGAAGACACUAAGUUUCAACCUCAACUACCCAAAUCCCAUGAACUUCUUAAGAAGAAUUUCAAAAGCAGACGACUACGAUAUACAGUCUCGAACACUUGCGAAGUUCCUUUUAGAGAUCUCGCUGGUCGAUUUCAGGUUCAUCGGUAUUCUCCCAUCACUUUGCGCUGCCGCAGCAAUGUUCUUGUCCAGAAAGAUGUUGGGUAAGGGGAAAUGGGAUGGUAAUUUGAUUCAUUAUAGCGGUGGUUAUACUAAGGCCCAACUGGCACCAGUGUGUCACAUGCUCAUGGACUACUUGGUGAGCCCCAUAGUGCACGAUGAAUUUCAUAGGAAAUACCAAUCCAGAAGAUUCAUGAAGGCUUCCAUUAUAUCUGUCCAAUGGGCUCUGAAAGUAAGGAAAAAUGGUUAUGAUAUAAUGACAUUGCAUGAGUAA